AUGUUUAGAAUUGCUAAGAACUUGGUUAAGACCUUCGAGCAAAGUGUCCAGGGUCUGGCUCAGGAUGGCUCUCAAUUGGAUUCAUUUUUUCAAUCUAUCCCACCUAAUUUACUAGCUACACAAUUGGAACAACAUGAACAAAAUACAAUGGGUGAUAUGGGAUCCUUUAGCAAUGCAGUUUCGGGACUUCGUGUUGUCUGGGUUGACGAGUUACAAUUGCAAUUGCAAUCAUAUUUCGAUUAUAUCGUUGGUUUUAAUGAUAAUCCCUUACCAUUAAUGAGAAAUCAACAUGGUUAUAUGUACCCCGAUUAUAAUGCAAUCAUUGAAUUGCUAAACACAUAUAGUAACAGUAUGAUUAAAUUGAACGUUUGGUGUGCUAAAGGUGGUGUGUUUAGAGAUAUCUAUAUUCAAUUGACCCCUAAGGACGAAACUGAAAUGGAAGAUGUCUCGUUAUCAAAUGGUUUCAAUGGUAACAUUCCAUCAGAAAAUGAACCAAAUAAUGCAGCUAGACUGUUUGAACCCCUGGGUUUCAAAGUACAAUGGACUAGUCUUUUGGCUGCAACAUACACAUACCAUAUCUCACAAUUAAAUAUAUCGAAUGGUCCGGCGCAAUUAGCUGGGUUAAUUCCAGAUGAAGAUUAUAUCAUUGGUUGUCAGGAUGGUCUCUUAGCUACUGGUGGAGAUACUUUGUUGCAAGAUAUUGUAAGGUCCCGUGCGGGCCAAGAACUCGUCCUAUACGUUUACAAUAAAAUAAGCGACUCGGUAAGACCGGUUACUGUGAAUAUUGGUGCGGACGGAAGACUAGGUUGUGGAAUUGGAUCUGGUUAUAUACAUAGAAUACCGGCAGUCAAGCAACAAUUACAAGAACAGCAGCAGCAACAACAACAACAACAACCGCAACAACAACAAGAGAGUUUCCCUCCAAUUGACCCAGCAAACACAUUUACUCCAAGUAAUAUAAAUGAUCCACUUCUUCCAAUGGCCUCCACACAUAAGAAGAAGAAACAUGUAGCUGCUACAAAUAUCAUGACUGAUUAUUUUACUGAGGGGAAGGACCAAUCACCAAGACCAUCGUCUACACCAGUAGAUGUGACACCACCUCCACUAUCGGCACACAAACAAUAA
Maudiozyma saulgeensis is the source of this 1125-nucleotide messenger RNA. The record is from the annotation of a GenBank genome assembly. NCBI's taxonomy places the organism in Eukaryota, Fungi, Ascomycota, Saccharomycetes, Saccharomycetales, Saccharomycetaceae.